Rhodamnia argentea is the source of this 1837-nucleotide messenger RNA. RefSeq names its product DEAD-box ATP-dependent RNA helicase 41. Lineage: Eukaryota; Viridiplantae; Streptophyta; Magnoliopsida; Myrtales; Myrtaceae. Gene Ontology annotation, molecular function: RNA binding; ATP binding; RNA helicase activity. The transcript is spliced from 3 exons. Bases 70 to 1746 code for a protein of 558 amino acids. The record is from RefSeq and is a predicted model, not a curated record.
CCCUCGCCCUCUCCCUCUCUCUCGAUUGGAAACAUAUUAGGGGAAUUUAGUUUCAGCCGCGUGUUCUUGAUGUCUGUUGAUUUUUCUGGUUUCGAACUCUUAUUUGAUUGUUCUGUUUCGCGCUAUAGUAGUGUAGCGAUGGAAGGCUGGACCAACAAGGAUUUUGAGCAAAGUUCAGUGGAUGUUACAAACACUGAUGAAACUAGUGAUGCGGUGAAAGAAAGGUCUAGAGAUCAGAGACUGGCUUUCCCUGGAGACCCGAAAUGUGUGAUAUGCGGCCGCUAUGGUGAAUACAUCUGUGAUGAGACAGACGAUGAUGUUUGCAGCUUGGAAUGCAAACGGACUCUAUUAAGCAGGAUUAGUAAUUCUUCUAGAGGUGGUCAUCCAUCUUCAAAGAAAUUAUCGACUAUUGAUGAGUGCUAUUAUGUUAAAGAUGGCAAUGAUAAAACAGGAUCUCAGUCUUUACCUUGUGACCAAUCUGAAGUGCUUAGGAUGAGACUUGGCAUCCAUGUGAAGGGAAAUUCAGUUCCUGCACCAAUUUUGUCUUUUUCCUCUUGCCACCUUCCACAGAAGCUUCUAGAAAAUAUUGAAUCUUCUGGCUAUGAAAUGCCCACGCCUGUUCAGAUGCAAGCAAUACCUGCGGCUUUGACUGGCAAAAGCCUGCUUGUUUCAGCUGAUACAGGGUCAGGGAAGACAGCAUCCUUUUUGGUUCCUGUAAUUACAUACUGUGCAAAUAAUGGCCUGCAAAACUCUUCAAAUGGGAGAAAGCCCCGUGCUAUUGUAUUGGAACCAACUAGGGAGCUCUGUAUACAAGUUGAGGAGCAAGCAAAGAUGCUUGGCAGGGGUUUGCCUUUCAAAACUGCUCUUGUGGUUGGAGGUGACCCUAUGGCUGGACAACUUUAUCGCAUUCAGGAAGGAGUUGAAUUGAUAGUGGGGACUCCAGGAAGACUUAUUGAUCUUUUGACCAAGCAUGACAUUGAGCUAGACGACAUUAUGAUUUUUGUUUUGGAUGAGGUGGAUUGCAUGCUUCAGCGGGGCUUCCGUGAUCAGGUGAUGCAGAUCUUUAGGGCAUUAUCACAACCCCAACUGUUGAUGUAUUCAGCAACUAUUUCUCCGGAAGUUGAGAAGAUGGCUGGAACCAUGGUCAAAGAUGUAACAGUUGUCUCCGUCAGCAAGCCCAGUACUUCAAAUAAAGCAGUGAAGCAUAUAGCUAUCUGGGUGGAGACAAAGCAAAAGAAGCAGAAACUUUUCGAUGUGCUGAUGAGCAAGCAGCAUUUUAAGCCUCCAGCAGUGGUGUAUGUGGGUUCUAGACUUGGUGCAGAUAUGCUAGCCAAUGCAAUAGCUGUUAAGACUGGAAUGAAAGCCUUAUCUAUGCAUGGGGAGAAGUCUAUGAAGGAGAGAAGAGAAAUCAUGCAGUUAUUUUUCAUGGGAGAAUGCCCUGUCAUUGUUGCAACUGGAAUUUUAGGUCGGGGAGUUGACUUGUUGGGUGUGAGACAGGUGAUAGUUUUUGACAUGCCAAAUUCAAUUAAAGAAUAUGUCCACCAGGUUGGGAGGGCAUCUAAAUUAGGUGAGGAGGGUACAGCAGUUGUGUUUGUGAAUGAGGAGAAUAAGAAUGUGCUCCCAGAUUUGGUCAAACUUCUAAGAGCUUCUGGUGCAGCUGUUCCUCGGGAGCUCGUUAGUUCACAAUACACAAGGAGUUUUGCUUCUGCUGGCAAGGGGCAGAAGAAGAGGAAGCAUAGUUACUAAGGUUUUGAGUGCUUAUGCUGGCUUGGAUUCUUAGGAAAUUGUGUUGCUUGGUAACCACAACCAUUUCUUCUAUCUUACAAAAGAUAAAAGG